AUGAAGAUAAUUAUGGAAAGAUACCACAACUAUAGAUUUGUGUCUAACGUUGAAGGUACUGAUGGUGUGGUGAGAAUAUUAUGUGUUUGGAAAGAGGAGGAAAUGGAAGCUACUUCUCUGGUUGUUGAUCAUAAUUGGGUUGGUGUUUCUUUUCGUAGACUGGCAAAUGAAAAAGUCUUUGUAGUUUUUGGUGUGUACCUGCUUCCUAGGUUUGGGGAAAGGCUGCAAAGCCUUUACAAACUAGAGGCCCUUGUUUCUAGAGUCGAAGGACCAGUUAUGUUAAUUGGUGAUUUCAAUGCCAUGCUCAACAGCCGAAAUAACUCGGGUUCUGCUCCAUUACUUGCUUCCUACCUAUCUUUCAGUCGCUUUGUUUAUGCUUGCAGGUUAAAGGAGGUUGAAGAUAGUAACAAGAGGUUUACGUGGUCGAACCAUAGACAAAGGCAAGACUUAGUGCAGUGUAAGCUGGAUUGGUGCAUGGUUAACAAUGACUGGAAAACUGGUUUUGGUGGAGAAGGUAGGCUUAACGUCCAGACGUCAACCGCAUCCGAUCAUAGUGUACUUCUAUAUCAGUCCAAGGACAUUAAUGAUGAUACAUGGGGUCAGAAGCCGUUUAGAUUCUUUAAGCCUUGGUUGAUGGACAAAGAAGGUAAGGUAGUGAUGCUUCAAGCUUGGAGAGGUUUGGCUCGGGGGUGCCCAAUGAUGCGCCUCAACAUCACCACCCUUCAAAGCCGGCUAGAGGAAUGCAGGGAGCAUAUGGAACAAGGCGUGGAAGGUGCGAUUGAUGAGGAACACAGAGUGAGGAAGCAACUAUCUCAGGCCCUUCUCAUGGAAGAGGUAAUGUGGAAACAAAGAUCGCGUAUUCGUUGGCUUGCAGAGGGGGAUAAGAACACCUCCUUUUUUCAUGAGAUGGCUAAGUCUAGGCAAGCUAAGCUUAAGAUUAGAAGUAUAGAGUAUGAUGGCACUGAAUAUGUACAGAGUAGACAGAUUCUUGAAGUGUGCACUACUUAUUUUCGCAGGGUGUUAGAUACAGAUGAAGUGCAAGGAAUGUUAUUGAGGGUGCAGAUAGUAUACCUAUAG
Molecule: messenger RNA, 1077 nt
Organism: Nymphaea colorata (pocket water lily)
Lineage: Eukaryota; Viridiplantae; Streptophyta; Magnoliopsida; Nymphaeales; Nymphaeaceae
Exons: 1
Coding region: 1-1077 (358 amino acids)
Molecular function (GO): catalytic activity
Source: RefSeq, a predicted model, not a curated record